Messenger RNA from Thalassophryne amazonica, 2270 nucleotides. RefSeq names its product USP6 N-terminal-like protein. NCBI's taxonomy places the organism in Eukaryota, Metazoa, Chordata, Actinopteri, Batrachoidiformes, Batrachoididae. The transcript has 14 exons. Bases 156 to 1814 code for a protein of 552 amino acids. The record is from RefSeq and is a predicted model, not a curated record.
ACGGGCGCUCGGAUCGUGGACCGGCGGCUGGUGUCCUGAGCGGGUCCGUGCGCUCUGAUGCGGUCCUCCGGACGGACACAGGGGCUCUAUUGUUGUCAGCCCGGUGGUUUUGUCUGCUGGAGCGCGCACGCACGUCCCGCAGAAACGGUUUUGACAUGAAGAAAGACAUUGAGACUCUAAUAGCAGAGGAACGUGCCAACAUCAUUUUGAAAUAUGCUACGGGUAGGCAGGACGGUGUGGAAAUUGAUCCCUGGGAAGAUGCUGACUAUAGCAUCUACAAAGUCAUCAAUCGUUUUGGCUUCAUGCAUGAAGAUGAGCUGCCAGCUCCAACUAUGCACGAAGAGAAGAGGAAGCAGCUGGAGCUUGAGAGAGUGGAGAAAUGGCUGAAGAUGGUAAAGAAGUGGGAUAAAUACAAAAACAGUGUCAAGAUGGUGAAACGAGUGUACAAGAGCAUUCCUCUGCAGCUCAGAGGCCAAGCCUGGGCUCUCAUGCUGGAUGUACAGGCCAUUAAGAAUGAAAAUGAAGGAAAAUACGAGAAUAUGAAGGAGCAGGCCAUGCUGUAUUCAUCAGAGAUUAAACAGAUUGACCUGGACAUCAACAGGACCUUUCGAAACCACAUCAUGUUUAUGGAUCGUUUUGGUGUCAAGCAGCAGUCUCUCUUCCAUGUUCUCUCUGCAUAUUCUGUCUACAACACAGAGGUGAGCUACUGCCAGGGGAUGAGUCAAAUCGCUGCCUUGCUCCUUAUGUUCAUGAAUGAGGAGGAUGCAUUCUGGGCGCUGUCACAGCUGCUGACCAAUCAGAAACAUUCCAUGCACGGAUUUUUUGUUCCUGGGUUCCCCAAACUUCAGCGAUUCCAGGCACAUCAUGAUCAGAUCAUUUCCAAACUGAUCCCCAAACUGAAGAAACAUCUGGACAAAGAGCAGAUGUCUGCAGGGAUUUACAGCACUAAAUGGUUCCUGCAGUGUUUCAUUGACAGGACGCCGUUCACGCUGACUCUUCGCUUGUGGGAUAUUUUCAUUCUGGAAGGCGAGAGGCUUCUCACUGCCAUGUCUUACACCAUCCUGAAGAUACACAAAAAACGGCUGUUGAAGAUGUCCCUGGAGGAGCUCAGGGAGUUCCUGCAGGAGCGGAUUGCUCAGACUUUCUACGCCAGCGAUGACCUGGUUAUUGAACAGCUGCAGGUCUCCAUGAAUGAACUGAGGAAGAUGAAGCUGGACCUUCCUCCUCCAGGGAAAGCUGACGAGUUGCCUCGUAAACCUCUCGGCCAAGAGCUGCCGGUGCUGCUGAGUCCAGUUCGGCCCGGCAGAGGGAAGCUGUCCUCAGCUAGUGGUUUUCCCAGAGCUGAUCUUAGGUUCCACAUCAUCUCCCACCAACCUGACUCCAUAUCCCCGGACCAGAGCCCCUCCAAGGAUCCCAGGGAUCUGGAUGCUGUGGAUGAGGAAGAAACUCAGCUGCCUUCUCCAGACCCUAUCAUCAUCCACAGCCAGGCCUCACUCACUCCUGAUGGCUCUCCGUUGAUGGGACCUCCGCCUUACCAACCCCCAGGGAGCCAGGCAGAGGUCAUAACUGCUCACCGCUCACCCCCUUCUGAAACUAUCUCCAUCACAGGAACAGCCUCGGCUGCACAGAUCACAGAAGAGCGUUCACAGGACUCCACAGAUGAUACUUCUGUGGCUGAUUGCUCAAGUCUUAGCACCAAACAAUCAUCCUGCAGGGUUCCACGGACAAUAUCAGCUCCUGUAGCCCAGGUUGCCUCCCCUCUAUUGGGUCUUACGCAGUCAAGAGAGGAAACUCAAUCUGCAAAAUGUUCAUGAAAUGGGCACCUACUCCAAAAGGCAAAUGCACACAAAUUCCUCCUCGUUUGAUUGGUUUCCAUCGGUGGUACCAUUUGGAUGCUUUAUUUUCCUGUAUUUGGUUUAGUCGGUUUGGUUGUGGUUAUGUUUUGACAAUUAAAAUAAUUUUUAGUGACAUGUGCAGACAUGUACACAGUCAUGUAUCUGCUACAUUUAGUCAGUGAAGGUUCUUAGUCACCCAGGUAUCAGAUAUCAACAAAUUUACAGCAGCUGGACCGCUUAACUAAAGAAGCCACAUAGAUGAGAUUCGGGUAUUGUCUUGUUGAAGAACAAGAAGCCACUUGCUGUAAAGUGAACUUCUAGAUUUCACAUUUAUCGCAUACAACCAGUUCCAAUGAAGUUGGGAUUUUGUGUAAAAUGUAAAUAAAAACAGAAUACAAUGAUUUGCAAAUCCUCUUCAACCUAUAUUCAAUUGAA